Daldinia loculata is the source of this 1588-nucleotide messenger RNA. RefSeq names its product DASH complex subunit Dam1-domain-containing protein. The record is from RefSeq and is a predicted model, not a curated record. The transcript has 4 exons. Gene Ontology annotation, cellular component: DASH complex; mitotic spindle polar microtubule; mitotic spindle. The coding region runs from base 547 to 1176 and encodes 209 amino acids. Gene Ontology annotation, biological process: mitotic sister chromatid biorientation. Lineage: Eukaryota; Fungi; Ascomycota; Sordariomycetes; Xylariales; Hypoxylaceae.
CAUGGCGAAUAGCGAUAUCCAGAAAGAGGCGAUCAUUAAAGACGGGUAGAAAAAAGCAUUUGCUUUUCUUCUGCUUAGUGCGCAGAAGAUGUACAUGUAGCAAGAGCACAGAUUUAUACUAUUACCUACCUCUAGGUAUGUAUGCGAAUCUUUUUUUCUUUUUGAGAUAAGCUGCUACUAGCCGCUGUGCAUCAGCUCUUUCCGUCCCUUCCUUUCUAAAUAUUAGGUACAGUUUACGUCAUGUUGGGGUUCAGGUACCACUUUAUCCCAAGGGGCAGCAUCUAAAUAGAAGUUUAGCACGUGUCCAAUACCUUGAACCUUAGGCCUUAACCCCACCAUAUCUUGAGCACCCUGGCAGCCUUAAUUCGUCGUUGCCAAGCAUUGAAUUCUAUCUUCCGAAGGGGGCAGUUACCUUUUCUUAAUUUUGAAGGUACGAAAUAACGCUUGGUCUAAUUCAAACACCCACGAUACAUUAGACGUAUUCAAUCGAAUAAGUACUUACUAUUCUAAUUCAUCAUCAUCGUAUAUUCAAUCGACUCAAACACCAUGUCGGCAAACGAAGGUCACGAUAGCGUGCGACGACCGCGCUCCACGUCGCGUUCGCGUCCGACAACUCCUCUCCGCCCCUCCUCCCGUUCCUCGUUCCGCGAGUCCGCUCAGCGCAGCGUCCAAGGCGGUGAACCCUUCCCGCUGAACGCCUUCGAACCCGCAUUCGCCGAGUUUUCUGAUGCUAUGGCCGACCUAGAGGCGAACAUGAUGCACUUCCAGCUAAUGCACGAAAGCCUCUCACGUUUCAGCGAGAGCUUCGCGAGCUUCAUGUACGGACUGAACAUGAAUGCUUUCUGCGUCGACUUUGCCGAGGGACCGAUCCCCGAGUCAUUCCGCAGGGCGAGGGUUAGAGAGGAGCAAUCACCGGCACCAGCACCAGUCCGAUCUCGAAGCAUAGAGCGAGGCGAAUUUGAGGGAGAAACGACAUUCAUGACUACGGACACCUCCUUCGUAGAGAACCCACCGACAGUCUCCAAGCCGACUCCUAAGAAGUUUGCGACGCCGGAUGCUCGUCAAUCCCGUGUUCCCCCUCCCUCAAGAGGCGGUACCCAGUCUAGAGGUAGAGGCGGAACGGGACGAGGUCGCACAAGUGGUCUCGUUAAACCGAGAGCUCGUGGCUUGAAAUGAGCGAAGUCGAUGACUUAUCAAACCCUCGAGAUUUGAUUAUUGGCCCUGAUUUGGCCAGAAAAUGCCUUAGCUAAUAUUGCAACGUAUGGGCGCAUUAUAUAAGACGCCCAACCUGUGCUCUAUUGAUGACACUCGCGAGUAUGCCCGAAACGCCAUAGAUGCCUGUUUUGAGAAGUUUGCGCGGCGAGAUUGAACCGUUCACGUUGACAUGGUAAUCUCGUUAUCGGCGGCGCUCUCGGUUCGGUAGGGGCUUUGAUUAUCGGUUCUGAGACCAAUAGCCGCCUCGGCCUCCUUCUGAGUAUAUGGCUCCUCGCGAAGCUGCUUGACUCUAUAUCCACUGUUAGUCUAGAUACCUAAUAUGAUAUAUGCUACUAUCAAGUAAAACGUACCUUCUCUUAUGAGGCUUUCCUUU